GAUCGUAAUGUGUGAUGCGUUUGACCAGGCGGAGACGGGAGUUUCGUCGCCGUCUUCGUCUUAUACUGUGGCGGCUGAUGCAGUCGUCUUGAGAAAGGAUGAGGACAAGGUGGGCACAGAGUCUGGUUUUGCUGCUGAGAUUGCAUGUGACGAGAUAUAUGUAACUGGUUAUCCUCACCAUGACCGAGAAGAGCUUGAAUUUCAAACUGAGCCUUCUAAUGGGGCUGCUGCCUGUACGAACGCAGAUAGCGUCAACUCUUUCAACCAUUGUGAAUGUGGUGGCACAGCAGGCGACUCUUCAGAUGAAAGUUUCGAGGAAGUGGAGUUCUCGCCAGACGAAAUAGAAUUCGACGAGAGCAAUGCAGCAUUCGAAGGUGUGAAACUAGUGCUCAGUGGAACUAGUCUAGCAAUAGCAGAGUCACAUUUCCAGUCCUUCAAAAUAUACAGCGCGCCAAUGGCUAACGGAUACUCCUUUGUACAUGUUGUAAAGGCAAUUUUGAGUCAAGAUACGGCCCAUAUUGUGAAAGCUAGAGCGGUGGUGAAGGAAUGCGAGAGUAUGUACAAACAAAUAAGAAACUGCAAACAUAGCAGUGAGUUUGCGAAGCUGUACGCAAGUGUGUGUCAAGCAGAUGCCUACUUGUUUAAAGCGUCGCUAUUGCUCAUCAAGUUCGAGAUAUCAGUUGCGUUGCAAUGUGGCUGGUAUGUGAGGAAGGCGGCCAAGUUGUUUCACCAGAACGAGGUGGCGUUGAUGAAGCUGAAACAGCAGCGAGAGUCACAGGUGCUCCGCCGCUUCACCCCAUCUGCCGGCCCCACAGCUUUUGCCACCGCCGGCACAGGUGCAUAUGAUGGCCUGUACGCUGCGGUGUGUUUUGGUGUUGGCUUCACCAACUUGCUUCUCAGUAUCCUGCCGCCCUCCUAUGCAUCAGUGAUGAAUGUGAUGGGCUAUGAGAGCGACAGAGUCAAAGGUCUGAAGAAUCUAGACUUGUGUCGACGUGGAAAUGAUUUCCACUCUCCACUUGCCUCUCUAAUUUUACUCUGGUACUAUUUAAUCGCCAAGCCCCUCAUGUGCUGCAAUAAGGAGGACUUAGAAGUCGGAUUCUCCGUAGCCGAAGAAAUUUUGACCGAAUCUCCACAUGCUCUGAGUGAGUGUUCGUGGAUUGUUCACUUUUUCAAAGGUAAAUUGUCAAUCCUGCGUAAGAAUGAUGUUGAAGAUGGUCUGAGGCUGUACAUGCUUGCGAAAGACAGCUGUUGCAUCAGCAGCGGAGAAAGUGAUUUAGAGAAGCUUCGUGUGCUGCUGGUGUUCGAGAUCGGGUGGUGUUGGGUUAUUAAAUGUCACUUUCGAAAAGCAGUCGAGCAUUUCUCCACAAUUAAAGACUGCUCAUAUUGGUCCGAGGGACUGUACCUUUAUGCGAAUGCGCUUUGUGUUGGAGUCCUUGGCGGCAACGGUUCCAAACAGGCUCUGUCAAUGAUCAAAAGGGUGGCCAUGAUUAAGAAGAAACACCCCAACAACUCAGAGUUUUACGUAAUUUCACGAGCAAAACUGUGCUACAAUAUAGAGAAAGAGGGGGACAAGAAAGAGGCAACGUUACAAUCACACUUGAGGUUGCUCAUCUUCGAGAUGUUGUACUUUUGGAACCAUCUGAAUCUCCUGUCGGAAGAGAAUAGGACUGAUGCAAUCGAGUGGAUGGGUAAGUUGGACCAGUUUGACAGGAAGCUCAGACCGAUGGCCAAUCUCCUCUGUGGGGCCUUGCAAACCAUCUCAUCUGAAUACCACUCCGCAAUUGACACUUUAACCUCACUCCGAGCGUAUCUCUCAACCGUUCAGAAAUCAUCAUCUCACAGUAGUUUCAGUCUGGAAAAGGCCUACGGACUGUACGAGCUGGCUCUGGCCAAAUACAAACUCAUGUUGCUACUCCAUUCUAAAUCACCGCCCAAAUUUUCAUCUGCUACCACAGAUGAGGUGGAGGAGCUGUUGAGCAAAACUAUGCAUUUCAGUGGCUAUCAGUUCGAGAAUAGACUCAAACUUAGGGUACAUAGUCUGCGAGCAGAUGUGACCACCUCCUCACUCGAGUCUUCUUCUUCGUCCUCGUCAUCAACAGCGGCUGCAGCUCGUGCUCAAUUGAACUCUUCGGCCGCCGCCGCUUGCGACCAGAUGGACAAUGGUAAUGGACAGACUGCACCACAGCGCUAGGUCAAGUCAGUCCCAAUCUAAGUCACAAAGUGAGGACGGACGGAGAACUAUUUAGUUUGUUAGAUAAUAUUUCUGGUCAUUUAGUGUUACUCAAGACAAGGUAGCAAACACACUGUUCAGGUUGAGUGAAUUCUUCUGUGCUAUGAAGCAUUCAGUCUUAAGAAAAAUUUCUCAAUUUAUGUUUUACCGGGUUAAUCUUGAAUAUCAAUCUCAAAUCGAAAAAAGUUUCGAAAUAAGAGUAAAUGUCUAAUUUCACCUUCAGAACGCAAAUUUUCAACUUGGUUUGCUAAUGUUUACUAUGUUUAAACCGUAGCAAUUGCCGUAAGAGUUUUAAUGAUGUAAUUUAGUCGUAUGAAAAUGAAUAGGUUUUUUUUUCGGAAAUCGGUAACCGGCUGUCAUUUGCCUCUAUAAAUUUUUAUCGAAUAGAAAAACUCGAAAAAAAUAAGUGUAUUAUUGCUUGCCCAAUUCCAUUUCACUCUAUUUGUAAUCAGUGACGUCCGCAGGGUUUUCUGACGAGUAGGUUCGGUGGUUUUUGGAAAAAAUUUUGACAAUUUUUUUAGGGCUGACAGAUUUUUCGAGCUUCACCGAUGCACUAAAAUGAACCAAAGCCGCCGGAUUUUUUUUCGGUGGGAUCAAAUUAUUACUUUUCGAUACCAAAUUUUUGAGUUUUACGGCCAAAGAUAGAUGUAAAAUAGUAUCAAAUAGGUAAGCGACCCUCUCAAAAACUUCUCAAACAAAAUUAAGGGAGAUACGAUCGCACCUACGGAUCGGCAUGCUAUAGAAAGUGUUAGCUUUCAAACUAUUGCGAUUUAGUAGAGUUAAAUUAACAGUGACCAUUUUAUCUAAUUUUCAGUGAUAAAUCGUUUGGUUUUAAGUUGGUGCUAUUAUUCGAUUAUAUGAAUAUCUUUAUUCGAAAUCUGAAAUGAAAAUUAUUUAACUCAUUUUAUCACUCGUUCUUUUUUGUUGCAAACAAGGUUUUCAACAUUAAAUCAAGGUCGAUUUGUUUUUCUAAAGGACGUGAUAAUAAGACAGACCAGUACCCACAGAAGUUUCUUGAAACAGAUAGCACUCUCUUUUGAUGUACUUGGCUCUAAUCAAUUACAAACUAGAAAAGGACUUUUUUGCCUCAGUAGUGGAAUCAGUAAUAAACUAGUAUUUAUGAACCAAUUAUCUUAUUGAUAAAUUAUCACUGUUAAAUAUUACUAACUAACCAAUCAUAUUCCAUCUCUAACAUUGACACUUAUUUGUAAGUGCUGAAACUACUUGUAGUUUCAGCACCAGAACAAUUUGAAUAAAACUUUGAAUACA
Molecule: messenger RNA, 3499 nt
Organism: Symsagittifera roscoffensis
Lineage: Eukaryota; Metazoa; Xenacoelomorpha; Acoela; Convolutidae
Product: tetratricopeptide repeat protein 39C-like
Exons: 1
Coding region: 8-2191 (727 amino acids)
Biological process (GO): cilium assembly
Source: RefSeq, a predicted model, not a curated record